GUAUGCCGGCGUACUGCAUUACAGUGUGGCAUGCUGGGGGCUCAUCUGCAGAGAGGACAGUCCUCUAGAGGGUUAGAAAAAAACCAUCAACUGCUCUCUGCCAUCCCUGGAAGCCAUCAGCAGAUCCCUCUGCCUCUGCCCAAAACAUCCUCAGAGACACUGUCCGUCCCACACACCACUUGUUUGACCUGCUGCCCUCUGGUAGGUGCUACAGGUCCAUCAAAACACGCACCUCCAGACUCAAGGACAGUUUCUUCCCUUGGGCUAAAAGAUCACUGAACAACAACAAAAAGUCAUCAGUGUGCAAUAUUAGUCUUUUCUGAUUAUAAAAACCAGUUUAAUAAUACUAAUCCUUUUCAAUUCAUCUUAUUCUUCCAAAUGAUUGAUUUUUGCUACUUGCCUCCGUUAGUUGACUGUUUUUUUACAUAUGUAAAGUAUUUGUUUGUUUGACUGUAUUUUUCUGAUUCGUUAUUGCAUUGAACAGAAGCAGCACGCUUAGUUUUGUUGUGUAUUUUAUGUACAAUGAAGCUUCUAUUCUAUUCUAUUGUUAUUCAGCCUCAGGUGCCAGUACUCAACAGAUAUAGUGAGGUGCCGGUACUCUGAAGAGAAAAACAAAGAGGUGCUGGUACUGCAUACCUGGUGAAAUAUGGCACAUAGUUAUGAGUCCAAAUGAUCAGUGGACGUCUCUGCCUGUGACUGCAAACUGCCUGUAGUCAGACAACGAUUCACAGGAACUGGUUUCUUUACAGCUAUAAACAUCUAAGCAAUGGCUCAACAAGAGAACUCGCUCACUGACCUCUUGCUGGAGAAUCUGAAGGAGCUCGAUGAUGAUCAGCUGAAGGAGUUUAAAUGGAAACUGAGUCACACAAAGUAUAAAGAGUUAAAGCCCCUUUCUAGGGGUCAGGUGAAGCACUUGGAUAGAACAGACCUCGCCGACACGAUGAUAAGUUCAUACAUGGAAGUUGGUGCUCUUGAAGUCACACUUGAAAUCCUGAAGAAUAUGACCCUGAAUGACCUUGCUGGGAGACUGAAGGAAGACCUGCAGAAGUGUAAUCAAGCAGGAAGUGAGCUGGGUGACGUAUCAGAGAAAAGGGAACUCAUGCUGGACAGAAUAAAGUGUAACCUGAAGAAGAAAUUUGAGUGUGUAUUUGAAGGGAAAGCUAAGGAAGGACAGUCAACACUUCUCAAAGACAUUUACACAGAACUCUACAUAACUAAAGGUGGAACUGGAGGAGUCAAUGAUGAACAUGAAGUGAGACAGAUUGAAACAUCAUCCAAGAAAAUGCAAAGAGAAGAUACUACACUCAAGUGCAAUGAUAUAUUUAAAGCCUUAUGUGGGCGUGAGACACCUAUCAGAACUGUACUCACUAAAGGGGUUGCAGGUAUCGGGAAAACAGUCUCUGUGCAGAAAUUUAUUCUAGACUGGGCAGAUGGAAAAGCAAACCAGGACAUACACGUCAUAUUUGCUCUUCCUUUCCGGAACCUGAAUCUGCUUGAGAGUGAAUUCAGUCUGAUUGAUCUGCUUCACCACUUUGACCCAGAACUAAAGUUAUUCCAAUCCACUGAGCUGUUUAGGUGCAAAGUCUUGUUCAUCUUUGAUGGUCUAGAUGAGUGUCGCCUUCCUCUAAAUUUUAAGAAUGAUAAGAGUUUUUGCGAUGUAACAAAGAAAACGUCACUGGAUGUGCUGUUGACUCACCUCAUUAAGGGGAAUCUGCUUCCAUAUGCUCUCCUCUGGAUAACCUCUCGGCCAGCAGCAACCAAUCAGAUACCUCCUGAGUGCAUCGACCAGGUGACAGAGAUACGAGGGUUCAGUGAUGCCCAGAAGGAGGAGUAUUUCAGGAAGAGAUUUAAUGAUGAGAGCCUGUCUGAAAGGAUUAUCAGACAUGUGAAAUCAUCAAGGAGCCUCUUCAUCAUGUGCCACAUUCCUGUGUUCUGCUGUAUUUCAGCCACUGUCCUUGAGAGUCUUUUUAGCAAAACUGACAGUGUAGAAAUUCCAAGAACUCUCACUGAAAUGUGCACACACUUCCUGAUCUUUCAGACAAGAUUAAUUAAUGACAGGUAUAGGCUCCAGACCUCUGCGAUCCAGAACAGGACAAGCUGGUACAACAAAUGGAAGAAUAGAUUUAUGAAAAAGAAUGAAACUAAUGAUAUUAGAUGCUUCCUUCUAAAACUUGGUAAACUGGCUUUUCAUAACCUUAAGAAAGGCAAUCUCUUAUUUUAUGAGAAAGAUCUGGAACAGAGUGACCUUGACAUCAGAGAAGCUUCAGUUUACUCUGGAGUGUGCACAGAAGUCUUUAAAGAGGAAUAUGGGUUGUAUCAGACAAAGGUGUACUGCUUUAGGCUGUCAGGCUGCAGAGUCAGAGAGGGAGGCUGUACUUCCCUGGCUUCAGUUCUGAGGUCAAACCCCUCACAUCUGAGAGAGCUGGACCUGAGCUACAAUCAUCCAGGAGACUCAGGAGUGAAGCUGCUCUCUGCUGUACUGGAGGAUCCCAGCUGUAAACUGGAGAAGCUGAAGAUCAUGGUGGCACAGGAGGUUGGUGCCUUGCAUGGCAGCUUCUACCACCAGUGUGUGGAUGUAUGGGUGAAUGAGGGGAACAGGAAGGUGACAUGGGGGGCAAAGCAGCCAUAUCCUGAUCUUCCAGAGAGAUUUGAUUCCUGGCCCCAAGUUCUGUGCAGAGAGAGUCUGACUGGUCGCUGUUACUGGGAGGCUAAGUGGAGUGGAAAUGGAGCCCUGAUAGGAGUGACUUAUAAAGGAAUUGGGAGGAAAGGACGGAGUGCUGACUGUCAGUUUGGAGCCACUGACAAGUCAUGGAUGCUGCGCUGCUAUCCUGACAGUUACUCUGUCCGGCACAAUGAUAAACAGACUGACAUACCCAUAAAGCCCUCAGAUUCCCGCAGAGUAGGAGUGUAUCUGGACUGGAUGACUGGUACUCUGUCCUUCUACAGAGUCUCCUCUGAUGUACUGACCAUCCUGUACAGGUUCACCUCCUCAUUCACUGAACCCCUCUGUCCAGGGUUUAGGGUUUAUAUAAACUCCUCAGUGUCCCUGUGCAUGCUGGGAUAGCUCACUGUGUGCUGGAGGAAUCAUUUUUACCUAAUCAGAGUGUCACAUGUCGCUGCUUCUCCGUGGCAAAAAUGUAAAAUCUCUGUCUGAAGUGUAACAUAUGUUAGACAAAAUCAAGUGACUGGGUUUUGCAAGCGAACAAACAUCUGAAUAAAAUAUAAUGAAAUGUAA
Molecule: messenger RNA, 3235 nt
Organism: Paramormyrops kingsleyae
Lineage: Eukaryota; Metazoa; Chordata; Actinopteri; Osteoglossiformes; Mormyridae
Source: RefSeq, a predicted model, not a curated record